AAUUGUUUUAAAAGUAAUAAAAAUAUUUUCUUUUAAUCACGAUUGGGACGAAAGAAAAUUUUUACAUCGAUAAAGACCGAAUAAAGUAGUUUAAGAACUCUACCUCCCUAGAUUAUCGGUAUAUAAGAAAAAAAUAUCUGUAAUAGACUUAUCUAUAAUUUUCAACGAUUAGACACGCUUACAUUGCGAAAAAUUCUCUGUUGGACCAAAUGUAAGAAUUAGGAACGACUAAACUUCAAAAUAAAUUGAAGAGAGAGAUAAUAAUUUAUCUUGUACAUUAAGCAUUGUAAACAUAGUACACAUUUCAUCUCGUAACAAUCUCACAUUGAUGUGAGUCGACUCGUUCGGUGAUGCGCGUAAUUGUAAUAUGCAAAAAAAAAUUAUCUCGGAAUACGAUGGUCGGUACGGGGUGCAGUCUCGCGUGUAUGCACGAAUAGUUGUGACCGUGUUCGUGACGUAUUGAUCCUCGGUACCGUCUAUAGUGAUAUUUUCUCCGUCUCCCUUUCUCUCCGGCCUCUCGUACGGGUACGUUUUUGUUUAUUCUGCCCUGGGUUUACUUUGCCACCCCUUCCCUAACGGCUGGUGUUCCUUACGCGUUCAUUAUGGGACAAUACCGCUGAAUACGCACAUGAUAUAUCAGGGAAGCGCGAGAAAAAGAAGAGAAGGCGUUACGACACAGCUGACAAGAUACUGUCAUAAAAAUUAUUCCAGACUGCUUAUCAUCGAUUUUAAUUACUUUAGAAUGUUCGAUAGACCAGCUGAAAAUAAAGGGCACAUAUUUGUUUGUAUAUGUGCCCUUAAUGCAAAGUAAUUUAAGGGUUAAAAAGGCUCUUCGUUAAUUACCUCGAUGUGUUUCAACCGAAUAUUGAUAAAAUUUUUGUGAAAAAUAAUUCAAAUAAAAAAUGUGUAUUAUAUUGGAAAUACUUUGUGUCAGUAUGUUGUUUUAGAAAUAUUAUACUUCUUUUAAAAUUAAAAAGUCCAGCAUAUUUUUUUCCAUUGAGAGAACAGCUCUUAAAUAUUACUGGAAGUUGCAGGGAAGCAAACAAUUUGAAUUUAUUUUCUCUCAUUCGUUAAAUUGCGCGCAUCAUAUAAUUUUUAUAUCCAAAUUUUAUCGUAUUUAUCGGUUCGUUGAAUUAAAUCCUUCACCCUUUGAAGAAGAUAUCUUAAACUCGUAGAUAAAUUAUAUACUUCUCUUGAAAUUGCUUUUUCCGUUCAAUUAUCAAUGCACUACUUGUUAUUAUUAUUAUUCUGUCUUCUUUAUCCCACAAUUUUUCCCCACUGUUAAUGGCAAUAUUUUUUACUAAAUAUUUGUUCUGUUAUCCAAUUUUUAAGUUUUGGUUUUAUCUCAAAAUAGAAUAUAAACUGCAUACAAUAUUAAAUGUUAUUCAAUUCUUUUAGAAGAUGGUUACAGAGCUGGGCACAUCACGAACGCUAUUCUGUUUAUGAUAGCAAAAGACAAUCUCCCGUUUCGAACGGUGGAAAACGAAGGAUUCCAAUAUCUUUUAAAAACAACAACUCCUCUGUAUAAAAUCCCUGGAAGAAAAUCAAUAACAAACCUCAUGGAAGAUAAAUACGAGCUAUUGUCCAUGGUUGCGAAACUAAAGCUUUCGACUACGGACGCUGUAACUUUGACAACAGAUGUCUGGACGGAUACGUUAAAUACACGGAGCUAUUUGGGAGUGACUGCACACUUCGUAUCAGAAGACAAACUGGAAUCUGUAACGAUUGGCGUUACUUUACUCGAAGAACGACACACAGCAGAGUACUUGGGUGAAUGGUUGUUGCAAAUCUGCACCGAAUGGAGAAUUACGAAAGAGCAAGUCGUUGCUGUUGUAACAGAUAACGGCGCAAAUAUAUUGAAGGCCAUCACCGACUCUUUCGGGAAACACAAACACCUUUCGUGCUUCGCCCAUACUUUGAAUCUUGUUGCAAGUAAACUAAUCGAUGAAGAAUCAACAGUUCGUGUUACGUGCGAUAAAGUGAAAGCACUCGUUACGUUCUUCAAGCAGUCCGUAGUAGCGGCAGACGAGCUCAGAAAAUACACCGAGAAAAGGCUGAUCCAGAGUGUUCCGACAAGAUGGAAUUCAACGUAUUUUAUGCUUGAUCGAUUUAUCGAACUGUCAGAAAACGUUGGUGCAGUACUACUUAAGUUUCCACAAUCACCAUCGAUGUUAUUAGCAAGUGAAUUGCAGUUCGCAAAAGAGACGGUUCAGGUAUUAAAGCCUGUCGAGGCUGCAUCGAGAGAAGCGUGUGGACAAGUAUAUGUUACGCCCAGCAAAGUCAUCCCAUUAAACACGAACUGUCUAAGAAAUAAAAUUAAAGAAUUGGAUUUGCUCACAAGCGCAGGAAUAAAGUUAAGGGAGCUACUUCUGGCUAAUUUUGAUAAGAGGUUCGGAAAAGUUGAAUACAUAACUUUUUCGCUAUCUCGACGAUCUUGGACCCAAGGUUCAAAAAAUUGCAUUUUCAUAACCCAUUCGCGCACUCGCAAGCAGUACAAAAGAUUGCGAAGGAAAUGCAAGUAAUCAUGGAUUAUCCUGAUUCUCAUCUACAAUCAGCAAUACGAAUAGAUGAGAGGAAAUAUGCAUUUAAAUCAGAUAUUACUCGAUGUCCAUCAUAUCUGAGACCCUAUAUGUUGUCAUGCCCAAUUCCAAGAGAGCAAGUAAACAUACACUCAGAAAGUCAAUAUGGAUGUCUUCUUGCAUCGGUAUAUGAUACAGAAAUAAAACCUCUCAAAUGGGUUAAAAGAUAUGUACCAUCAGCAUUUGAAGUUUCUACGAAACUUGUUAAGACAGCUUUAGAAAUGUUGAUACCUGGUUUGAAUCUCCCAAAUUUAAUAUCUGACGAUUAUAUCUGUAGGUUAAUUUCUAUCUGUGCACUUUGGGAAGAUCUCAGAAGUGUACUUGGCUUCCUAGUAAGUAUCCACUUGGAAUGAUAGACAAUUAUUUCAUUAGUGGGAAGUUCCUAUUAGCAAAAAUUAAGAAUAUCUGGUACUCUUUCGCAUAUGACCAAGUAAUGAUGAUAUCAGAUACAACAUGGGCACGUUGUAAUGUCUUGAUGUAUCACCACCUCUUACCUACAUGCUUAAACAGUAAGGUGUCUCCCAUAUAUAUAGAAAUAGUGUAUUCAAUAAUAGACAAAAAUUUUACACAUUAUAAUAACCUCAUAUAUGAUGGGAUUAAGAACUGGGAAUCAAUAAUACUAGGUUCAUUAGUGGAGGAUUAUGACCCAUAUCCUGGAGGUACUGAAUUUUUGCAACCAGUUCUAAGGGAUAUGAAGGAUCAGGGGUUCAAUUUCAUGGUUGAUUUAUAUGAGUAUAUUAAAAGUUUAAAAUUACUCCCAGAUCAAUACUCUGAACUCCAUGGGUUGAAUCGACAUUGGGGUCAUCCAACAGUUGAUGAGAUUGGUGCUUGUAACAAAACAAAAGCCAUUAACCAACACAGACCAACACCUAAUUUUAAUACUAUUAGAGAAUCAGUUGGUUGUUUAAAGAGACAGUAUAUUGUAUCAUUCAUCCAAAGGCAUGGAAGGUGGCCUUCUGUUAUUAAUGAAUCGAAAAUUCAAAAUAAUAUACUGAGGACUAUGAUAUUAACGCAUGCAAGACACUUAAACUUACAUCAACCUACAAUAACAUUAGAAGAUUGGUUUUUGUUAGAAUUUGGGAAAGAAAUGGAAUUUGAUUAUCAUCAUGAUUAUACAGAACUUAUAGAAGAUAAAGCAAUAGCUCCACUUCGGAGUGAAUUCAGGACUUUAUUCAACCCUAAUGUUCUGGGGUACAAUCCUGGUAAAUCAAAAUAUAGUAGACGGCUUCUGAAGACAUUACUUGAUAUAGAAAACUUAAAUUUAGAAGAAAUUAUAAAUAAAAUAAGGAGAAGAGAGAUCCCUAGGGAAAGGUUCAUUGUUAUAUUGCACUCAAAGGAGAGGGAGUUAAAAUUAAAGCCCAGACUAUUUGCAAUGAUGGUGUUAGAAAUGCGAAUGUAUUUUGUUGUUACAGAAAAGAAUAUAGCAGAUAAUAUAUUUCCAGGAUAAUCCAUG
Vollenhovia emeryi is the source of this 4032-nucleotide messenger RNA. RefSeq names its product zinc finger BED domain-containing protein 4-like. Lineage: Eukaryota; Metazoa; Arthropoda; Insecta; Hymenoptera; Formicidae. The coding region runs from base 1443 to 2522 and encodes 359 amino acids. The transcript has a single exon. The record is from RefSeq and is a predicted model, not a curated record.